AUGGUGACCAUGGAAACCCCCGAGGCUCCUAUACCUCUGACAGUGCUGUCACGCUGGUACCUUUACGCCAUCCAUGGCUACUUCUGCGAGGUCAUGUUCACGGCCGCCUGGGAGUUCGUGGUCAACUGCAACUGGAAGUUCCCCGGCGUGACCAGCGUGUGGGCGCUCUUCAUCUACGGCACCUGCAUCCUCAUCGUGGAGCAGAUGUACCUGAAGCUGCGCGGCCGCUGCCCUGUGCUGCUGCGUUGCAUCAUCUACACUUUGUGGACGUACCUGUGGGAGUUCGGCACGGGGCUGCUGCUGCGCCAGUUCAACGCCUGCCCCUGGGACUACUCCGAGUUCCGCUACAACUUCAAGGGACUGAUCACGGCCGAGUACGCCGUGCCCUGGUUCUGCGCCUCCUUCAUCGUGGAGCGCUUUGUCAUCCGCAAAACGCUGCGGCUUCGGUUCCACGGGGGGCCCGAGGACGGUUGGUCAGGAACCUUGGGAGGAGGGAGGACGAGAGAGGGGAGCCGGGGGAUGGGAAAUGAUGCUAACGGCUUCUUUAAAGGAGAAUGA
Anoplopoma fimbria (sablefish) is the source of this 558-nucleotide messenger RNA. RefSeq names its product transmembrane protein 229B (gene tmem229b). The record is from RefSeq and is a predicted model, not a curated record. The transcript has a single exon. NCBI's taxonomy places the organism in Eukaryota, Metazoa, Chordata, Actinopteri, Perciformes, Anoplopomatidae. The coding region runs from base 1 to 558 and encodes 185 amino acids.